This is a messenger RNA of Tuber aestivum (summer truffle), 1288 nucleotides long. Lineage: Eukaryota; Fungi; Ascomycota; Pezizomycetes; Pezizales; Tuberaceae. The record is from the annotation of a GenBank genome assembly.
GCCACACGAACCCUGUAACCACCCGCACCAUCACAAACCUGAGAUUAUGCCUCACAUAACACGCACGAGCCUGCAAGUUCGAAGUGGCCUCGAUGAUGCAGAUUUCGACGAACUCUGGGUAGCAGUUCGUGCAGCACUCCUCUGUCAAGAGAAUCGCAUCGGCCUUGCUGGGCCAACCGUCGGUAGAGGUUCGUUCGAAGAGUGGGUCACUGCUAGUCUCGAGAGCUGGGCGGGUGAGAUGUAUUGGGGGGCUGAGGCAAGGGGGAUAGCGAAGAGAAAGAUGGUCUGGGGAAGUGCUGGAGAAGAUGGGGAUCGUGAAGAGUGGGCAUCCCAUUCUGACAUGAUUCUACAGGACUGUUUGCUGAUCAUUAUUUGUUUGUUUGUUUUCCGGGAAUCUAGUAUUCGCAAGGUAUUUCGCAGCCUGGUGAUAUACAUCGCUGGUACUGUUCGUUUUUCAAAGAAACUGAGGGUGAUUUCUUCCACUGCUGGUCGUCGGGGGUGCUCACCCGCGGUUGGAGUCUUAGAAGGUGGAAAGGAUUUGGUCGAGAGUGACGGUGCUGGUGUAAUUGCACAGCGCAGAAAGUGCGCUGGAUUGGAGUUUUCGAUACCAUACAUGCCCCCGCCGGACGAGUUUCCGAGAUUCCCGCAGGAAUCUGCACAAUCUGCUCCAGUCCAAAGGAGCAGGCAAAGAUACCCGACGAAGAAGCGGUCAGCCCCAUUACGUAUCAGACUAGGAGAGGGUAUCCCAAAAUCGGAGGGGGGGAGGAGAAAUAGGGGGAAUUUGACUAUUAAACGAAGGGAAAUUGCGCUGGUUUCUAAGCCGGUGGCUGCACCCCCAAACCGUGAUCCUCCUGCACCUCUUCCCAUUGUUCUACCCUCCCACUCCCAACUACCAGACUCUCUUGCAUCCGUUCGUACACCGCUAGGUCCACUUCCGCCCCCAACGCUAGUCAAGUACUCUGAGUCCUCAUCACCGCAGUACAAUCCCCUUCAGCAACUAAAAACAUACUCCUCUCAUCAAGUCUUCGUAACCCGUCUCCACGAAAGAACAUCCGCACUACCAGACUCAACACUGGUGAAACUGGUGUAUGUCAGCGACGCGCAAACUCUUGAGGGCUUCUUGCAAAAGCUGCGUCAGAAAUGGUCGAUUUCGGAGGUGAAGGGGGUAAGGGUUGAAGUUGACGGGCAAGUUUUCGACGUGGAUUUGGAAGAGGAGAGGGAUUGGGGAGUUGUUUUGGGUAUUGUGGAACUUGUGGGUGGCAUCGUGGGUGUGGUUGUUUGUGUUUAG